UUGGUGAAGAAGAAGAAGAAGGCUGAAAAGCUUGAUAGAAGCGUGAAAAAUGCUUCGAAAUGGAAGAACUGUCAGCUGUCGCAGCAACCUUUAAAGGAUUUCAAAGAACUAAAGCUGAAAGAGAAUAAGGACUAUAAAGGAGAUGAAGUGAAAGGAGACGAAUAUCUUGACAGCAACCAGUCGGAAUUUCUCUGCCCUGUAACUUCCCUUCCUAUGAAUGGCAUCAACAAAUUUGUUGUGAAUUGGAAAUGCGGCUGCGUAUUUUCUGAAAAGGCAGUGCAAGAGAUAAAGUCGGAUGUUUGUUACGGAUGCUCCGGACCAUGGGAUCCAAAAGAUUCGGUAGUCUUAUAUCCAGACGAAGAACUUCUGGAGGAGUAUAAGCAAAAGUUGGCUGCUGAACGUGCGGAGAAGAAGAACAAGAAGAAGAACGGAGAAAAUGGUGUAGGGCAGGUGAAUGGAGAGGGCACUGAAAAAAACGUUGCAAACGGCGAAAUUAAGGACGGACUUGAACACAAGAAGGAGGAGCAUGCGCAUAGAAAAAAUAACGGUAAUUUACAAACUUUUAUUGGUUUUUAUUUUUUUGUAUUUUGCUCUGAAUUUUUUAAUUGAAU
This is a messenger RNA of Strongylus vulgaris, 611 nucleotides long. The record is from the annotation of a GenBank genome assembly. Lineage: Eukaryota; Metazoa; Nematoda; Chromadorea; Rhabditida; Strongylidae.